AUGGGCGACGUCAGCGGAUCACAACCGCAUCCAUCACCAAUCCAGCUCCUCGACGUUGAAGAUGUUCUAAAGAAGCUCACCAAAACUGAAAAAGCAGCUUUGACCGCAGGCAUCGAUUUCUGGCACACGAAAGCCAUUCCCCGCCUCAAUGUCCCCUCCCUCCGUCUCUCAGACGGCCCCAAUGGUGUCCGCGGCACCAGAUUCUUCAACGGCGCCCCCGCAGCCUGCUUCCCCAACGGAACCGCCCUCGCCGCAACUUGGGAUGUCGACCUCCUCCAAAAGGCUGGUGUGCUAAUGGGUGAAGAAGCCAAGCUCAAAGGCGCUCACGUGCUGCUCGGACCAACUGUGAAUAUGCAACGCAGUCCGCUGGGUGGCCGGGGCUUCGAAUCGUUUUCCGAAGAUCCAGUUUUAGCCGGUUUCGCUGCAGCGGCUAUUGUGAAUGGCGUACAGACGACUGGGGUUGUGGCUUCGAUUAAGCAUUUUGUUACCAACGACCAAGAACAUGAGCGGAUGGCUGUUGAUUCUAGGGUUACGGAACGUGCCUUGAGGGAGAUUUAUUUGUUGCCGUUUCAGAUUGCGGUUAGGGAUUCGAGGCCGGGGAGUUUUAUGACGGCGUAUAAUAAGUUGAACGGGGUGCAUCUGAGUGAGAAUAGGAGGAUUUUGCAGGAUGUUUUAAGGGGGGAGUGGGGGUGGGAGGGGUUGAUUAUGAGUGAUUGGUUCGGCACUUACUCUACUUCCGGAGCAAUCAACGCGGGCCUUGAUCUAGAAAUGCCCGGCCCAACCAGAUGGCGGGGCGGAAUUCUGGAACACGCUCUUCUUUCCAAGAAGAUAACAGAGCAUACUUUGGAUCUUCGCGUGCGAGAAGUUCUCAAGCUAUCAAAUCGAGUCCGAGAUUCCGGUGUUCCUGAGAAUGCACCCGAAAAAUCACAAAAUACCCCUGAGACGGCCGCGCUCCUGAGGAAGAUUGGUUCCGAAUCGAUAGUUCUACUCAAAAAUGAGAGUAACGCUCUUCCAUUCAAGAAGACCGAGACGGUAGCUAUCAUCGGGCCUGCUGCGAAGGCAGCCGCAUAUUGUGGCGGGGGUUCCGCGACUUUAAAUCCAUACUACGCCAUCACGCCCUUCGACGGCAUAUCCGGCAAAGGCGGCUCCGUAAAAUACUCCACGGGCUGUUACGCGCACAAGAUGCUCCCCGGUCUCGGGGCCCAAGUAAAGACGGCUGACGGCAAGCCCGGCGUUGUUUUCAAGGCCUUUACAUCACCACCCACAGUUACAGACCGCGUACCCGUCGACACCAUCGAGAUCGUGGACACUAAUAUGUACCUCUCUGAUUACACGCACCCCAAACUGACGGAGAAUCUGUGGUGGGCUGAAGUAGAAGCGUACUUCAUGCCUGACGAGAGCUGUGAGUUUGAGUUUGGAUUGACUGUUCAUGGGACGGGGAAGCUGUAUGUAGAUGGUGAGGUCUUGGUUGAUAAUGAGACAACACAGCGGCCUGGUGGGAGCUUCUUCAAUGUUGGAACUGUAGAGGAGACGGGCAUUAAACAUGUCGAGGCGGGCAAGACUUACAAAAUCAAGGUUCAGUGGGCGAGUGGCGUUACUUCGAAGCUCGCCGAGGCCGAUGGUGUUGUGUCGUUCGGCGGUGGUGGUUUAAGAAUUGGUGGCGCGAGAGUCAUCAAUGUGGAAGAGGAGAUUAAAAAGGCCGUUGAGCUUGCAAAGUCGGUCGAUCAGGUGGUCUUAUGCGUGGGAUUGAACUCGGACUGGGAGCAAGAAGGACAUGAUCGUCCUCACAUGGAUCUACCAGAACACACAGACGCCUUGGUCGCAGCCGUAGCGGCUGCAAACCCCAAGACCGUGGUCGUAGUACAGUCCGGAACCCCCGUCGCCAUGCCAUGGGCGAACGACGUCGCAGCAGUCGUACAGGCCUGGUACGGCGGCAACGAAACCGGAAACGCCAUUGCCGAUAUCCUAUACGGAGACGUGAACCCCUCUGGCAAGCUAUCGCUAUCAUUCCCCAAGCAAGUCGAGGACAACCCCGCGUACUUGAGCUACCGAUCAGAGCGCGGCCGUGUGCUCUACAGCGAGGACAUCUAUGUCGGAUACCGGUAUUACGAAGCGACGAAGAAAGCCGUCUCGUGGCCGUUUGGCUGGGGUCUCUCGUAUACUACUUUCGCGUUGUCUGAUUUGCACGUCGCUGUGGACGACAAGUCACUUAUAAUCAGCGCGAGCGUGGAAAAUACCGGCUCGGUCGACGGCAGUGAAGUCGUGCAAGUCUAUCUCACGCAGCAAGAUCCCUCCAUCAGACGACCAGUGAAGGAAUUGAAAGGGUUUCAAAAAGUGCGCGUUGAGAAGGGGUCACGGAAGAAAGUCGAAGUGGUGAUUGAGAGGAAAUACGCUACGAGCUUCUGGGACGAAGAGCGGGAUCAGUGGAUUGAGGAGAGUGGGGUUUAUGAUGUUCUUGUUGGAAAUUCCAGUGCGAACACGCCGUUGAAUGCUUCGUUUGAGGUGGCGGAGACGAGUUGGUGGUCGGGGUUGUGA
Lachnellula hyalina is the source of this 2535-nucleotide messenger RNA. Its product is annotated as putative beta-glucosidase I. The transcript is spliced from 4 exons. The coding region runs from base 1 to 2535 and encodes 844 amino acids. Lineage: Eukaryota; Fungi; Ascomycota; Leotiomycetes; Helotiales; Lachnaceae. Gene Ontology annotation, molecular function: beta-glucosidase activity. The record is from RefSeq and is a predicted model, not a curated record. Gene Ontology annotation, biological process: glucan catabolic process.